ACUACCUUCCUACAGGACUAUGAAUCAAAUACUCCUCCCGUCCACAAGGCAGGCUUCUCUUUGAUCGCACCGCCGUACCACCUCGUCGACAUCCCUCUCCUGCCACGGUUUCGUGCGAUCUACUACAAGGCCUUUUCACGGUUGUAUCCUUGUACGUCGGUCGCGCGACUUGCGAAAAUCCAAUUUUCAACACGCGCCGUCCACGGCACUAGUAGUCGUCGGGUUGUUAUUGAUAAUUCCUGCAUCCGCAUUUCCUUAUUCCUUUAUCCACAACUCGAAUACAGCCAUCUGCCAAGAUGUUGCACGGCGUGAUCUCGUAUUGGAUGGUUCCGAUAUUCUCGGCCUGCGUGUGGCUCGCCAUGCUGCUGGCCAUGUUGAUAACAUGGCUGGUGCAAGGGUCACCGCAUUAUCCAUCCAUGAACCAAAGCCAGAGAAUCGCAUAUAUUUCCGAUGUGGGCGCACAAGGCCUCAAGCCGUUAUUCAUCGCCAUGUCAGCCGUCACCGUCGUAUCUUUAGAUCUUGCGUUCAUUGCGGAACGCUGGCUCAGGCACAAGGGCAGACUCACACCUAAUACUUCUUUGUUCCAAAAAAUCUGUUCCAUUCUCUCCAUUAUUGCAGCAGUUGUCGGUGCUGCGGGCAUAAUAUUACUGUCGAUAUUCGAUACCCUCCACCAUCCGCGUUUGCAUAACAUCUUCCUGGUUCUCUUCAUUGCAGGAUAUAUCGUCUCAGCCAUAUUCAUCUGUAUCGAAUACCAGCGCCUUGGAAUACACUUCCGCGAACAUCGCAUACUACGCAUUUCUUUCUGGAUCAAGUUGUCUUUUAUCCUCCUUGAGUUGGCACUUGCAAUCGCAUUUGGUGUGACGCAGAAUCAGGCUCAGUGGAACGCCGCAGCCAUCCUGGAGUGGAUCAUUGCACUGAUAUACACGUUCUACGUCUUGUCAUUUUUCCUUGACUUCCUCCCAGCGAUCAAGACGAAACACCACGAAAGCGAAGAGACUACGAUCGGCAUGGUCGAACAGCAGGCGGCGCUCGAGGAUCCUGCGGUUACUGCGCCUACCGGCAGGUUCUACGACAGGACGAACGGAGCUGGUGCAGAAACUCGCUACAACAACGGCGUCGCGAAUGGCACGAAUGGUGUGAAUGGCGUGAAGCCUUGAAGCCGACAUGGCAACCUCCAGAUCUUGCAACGCAGUAUUGUGAUGCAUCAUGGUUUUAGACCCAACAACAAGAAAUGUGGGUCACUGGCCAUACAACAUUUUGCUCGGCGCCUGUAAUACGUUGGAUUCAUCGCGAUUGUAUGUUGCCAUGGGUUUUUGAUUGUAAGAAUUUGGGUACGGUCGUGGUAAUGGGUGAGACUGAUUUGUUAGGACCGGAGACUUGGUGAGCAUUGGGUGUAUAUAGAAAUAGUCACGAGCUGCAUAGGGUCGUUGGAUGUCAAUUUGGGAACCAGAUUUAGGACUUUGAAGAUGAGAUAUACCCUUGGCAAGGCGAAUGGAUUGUUACCAAAAUUUAUACAUAUGAGCUCU
Pseudovirgaria hyperparasitica is the source of this 1526-nucleotide messenger RNA. RefSeq lists its product as uncharacterized. The transcript has 4 exons. The coding region runs from base 324 to 1157 and encodes 277 amino acids. Gene Ontology annotation, cellular component: plasma membrane. NCBI's taxonomy places the organism in Eukaryota, Fungi, Ascomycota, Dothideomycetes, Acrospermales, Acrospermaceae. The record is from RefSeq and is a predicted model, not a curated record.